UGGGGCCCCUGGGCAAUAGGGGAUCAUGGGGCCCCUGUGUCCUUGCCCAAACUCAAAAAAGCCUAUGAAAAAGUAGUAAUAGUACACUACACUAUACAACUCUCUCUCCUUAAAAGUAUUGUCAGCUGUCCAUCACUUAGCUCCAAGCACACUGACAAAGGGUGUGUGUCAGGGGCGGACUGACAACUCAUGGGGCCCCCGGGCAAUAGGGGAUUUAUGGGGCCCCUGUGUCCUUGCCCAAACUCAAAAAAGCCUAUGAAAAAGGAACCAGGGGCAUCUCAUGGGGUCCCCUACUGACCCCGGGCCCUCGGGCAGUGCCCGAGUUUCCAAAUGGUCAGUCCUUCCCUG
This is a messenger RNA of Staurois parvus, 348 nucleotides long. The record is from the annotation of a GenBank genome assembly. NCBI's taxonomy places the organism in Eukaryota, Metazoa, Chordata, Amphibia, Anura, Ranidae.